Molecule: messenger RNA, 925 nt
Organism: Emericellopsis atlantica
Lineage: Eukaryota; Fungi; Ascomycota; Sordariomycetes; Hypocreales; Bionectriaceae
Exons: 3
Coding region: 1-672 (223 amino acids)
Source: RefSeq, a predicted model, not a curated record
AUGGCAAACUGUCCAAUUUCACGCGCUAUCCUGGGUGUUGAGAACAGCUUUCGAGACCUUGUCGGCAGUUUCCCAGAGGGAGAAGCCAUGCUCAAGAUCACCGAUGACGGGAAAGCGAUGCAAUGGAUUCAGUCGUCUCCGGACUGGGAAUCGGUCAGCCAUACUCUGCGUGCGCGUAUCGACGGCAUGGAACUCCUGCCGAUAGGGGACUCAGGCCGGAAUCCUUUCCUCCCUCUGAUCGAGGAACUCACCACCAACACGUCUUUACCUCUGCCACUUUUCGACCCGCCGUGCAACAGCAAUAUCCCUUUCGCAGACUGCUUGGUUCAGCUUUUCGCUGAACUCGCGCUUAGCCUGAUGAAGCUUGCGUCGUUCAUGAUCAAGAACCCAACAGACGACACCUGGCUUCUGGUUUACGACAAUCUCGACGACGUGCAGAUCCUCCGGAAGUUUUGGCCAGAUAGAGGCAAGGGCCACAUCAUCGUCACGAGCCGCAAUCCUUACACGGCGAGUUUCCGUGCCUGCGCCAGCAUCAGCGUCUUACCCCUGAACAUGGAGGAGUCGGUCAAGCUCUUCUACAAUGAGAUCAGCUGGUUCCAGCUCCCGCAGCGGAACUUGAAAAUCGAAAAGUUGCUGGGCGACUGGAAGGGCGUUCCGCUGGCCAUAAAUUAGAUGAGCAGCUUCAUCACCCGCGUUCAAAUGGACCUGGACACGUUCGUCAAGCUCUGCUCAACGAGCGCGCCCCAGCUUCUGCAAAAGACCAAUCUGUACGAUGAGUGCCCCCAUAGUGUUGCCACCGCGUUCGCGACCGAACAGUUGCAGGAGAAACCGAAAGCGAUCUUGCAUGCCAUGUGUUUCUUUGACCCGGACCGAAUACCGUGCGAAGUGAUUCAAUCGAGCUUCGAUCUAGACAGGGAAGAUGAGG